AUGUCUCUAACUUUCUCCUCCUCCGCCUCCAGUCCUGUCGCGAGCAGCAACAUCGCCCUUUACUCUAGCGUCACACCAGAGCAACCACAAUGCCCACGCACGCGUCACAUCCUUAGCGGCACAUUCAACACUCCCCACCUGCAUCUCUUGCGUUUCGACACGCUCACUCGGGCACUGACUCUGGUGCAUCAAAUCUCAUCCAGCAGCAGCAGCAGCAGCAGCGUGUCACCUUCUUUCUCCUCAUCCACAGCCACGUCCCCACAUGCUCAUAUACCAGAAGGAGCCAUACAGGCCAAAGGUCCUCAUCAGUUCCUCGCAUUGGGCAAAAGCAUCGGCUCUGUCGGGACGUGCGACGCAUAUGCCGGCCCGGGUCCUUCGACUCGCAUCGAAGCGCAGCAAUCGCGUCCCAACAGGGUGUAUGCUACUACGUGGGCUUUGAAGCCCGAGCUCAGCGCUUGGGAGAUACGCUGGGAUGGGAAGGCGCAGAGUGAGAGCGAAAGACGGGGCAUGGACGCGGGUUUCGGUGCAGCGGAUCCCUUGGUGCACUUCAUCAACAGCGUGCCCAUCACCGCAACAUCCUCCUACGUCUCUGUUCAACCUCCGCCUUUCUACUCGCUCACUUCCCCCUCUUACGCCCACGCUGAAUGCGGCGCUUCAAGUCGAUACCUAUACUCUGCGGGAGGCCCGAGUGGUGAAGUGCACAAGUUGAACGAGGAUGGAAGUAUCGCUUCAAAAGUUCAAGAAGUCGUCUUUCUUGCUGAGGGACAAGAAGGGCUAGUGUCAGCCGACAAGACCCGCAAAGCUCUGCGCUACGGCGCACACAGUGUCGACUUCAGUCCAGACUCUACCAGAGCAUACGUGGCGGAUCUGGGUCGCAAUUCCAUUUUGGUCUAUUCGGUGAACCCAAAUACUGGCAUGCUGGAUGAAGUGGUGGACGAGGUUCGCGCGUUCGAUGAAGGAGAUGGUCCAAGACACGUCAUACCUUCGCCCGAUGGCAAGUGGAUAGCUAGUGUGACGGAGCACA
This is a messenger RNA of Ceraceosorus guamensis, 1024 nucleotides long. RefSeq lists its product as hypothetical. Gene Ontology annotation, molecular function: protein binding; 6-phosphogluconolactonase activity. The transcript has 3 exons. The record is from RefSeq and is a predicted model, not a curated record. Lineage: Eukaryota; Fungi; Basidiomycota; Exobasidiomycetes; Ceraceosorales; Ceraceosoraceae. The annotation marks the transcript as partial.